AUGCUCGUGUUCGUCACCGUAGGCUCGACACGAUUUGAUGCACUCGUGCAAGCUGCCAUCUCUGAGCAAGUUCUCGAUGCACUACACAAAAAGGGGUACAGGCAAAUCGUGAUUCAGCGGGGCAACUCUGAUUUGGGGACGAAUGGAGGUGAUAACGGACAGGACCUGAUGGUGUCUGAGAAAAACGGCAUGGAGGUUGAAACUUGGAAGUUCAAGUCGUCCAUACUGUCAGAUAUCCAACGUGCCACCCUCGUUGUCAGUCAUGCAGGGUCGGGAACGAUUCUCGACGCCCUCAGACAGGGAAAACCCAUGAUCGUAGUGCCAAAUCCCACCUUACUCGACGACCAUCAAGGAGAACUGUCGUCAAGACUGGAUGCCCUUGGUUAUCUUAAAGCGACCACAGUCAACAACCUUGCAGUGACUAUCAGUGCCUUUGACCCAUCGAGUUUGAUACCAUUUCCACCAUUUGACGGGAGUAGAUUCCGUAGAUUGAUCGACCAGGAGAUGGGAUACAAUGUCAGCUCUUCUUAG
Messenger RNA from Pisolithus orientalis, 531 nucleotides. Its product is annotated as glycosyl transferase. Gene Ontology annotation, biological process: dolichol-linked oligosaccharide biosynthetic process. The record is from RefSeq and is a predicted model, not a curated record. Gene Ontology annotation, molecular function: hexosyltransferase activity. Gene Ontology annotation, cellular component: UDP-N-acetylglucosamine transferase complex; extrinsic component of endoplasmic reticulum membrane. The transcript has 3 exons. The coding region runs from base 1 to 531 and encodes 176 amino acids. Lineage: Eukaryota; Fungi; Basidiomycota; Agaricomycetes; Boletales; Pisolithaceae.